Messenger RNA from Camellia sinensis, 1374 nucleotides. The record is from RefSeq and is a predicted model, not a curated record. NCBI's taxonomy places the organism in Eukaryota, Viridiplantae, Streptophyta, Magnoliopsida, Ericales, Theaceae.
UAAGUAAAUAAAUAAAAUAAAAAAAUCUAAACAUUUACCAUCUACACAAGCACGAACACCUACCUGAGUACCUACCUAAACAUUUACAAUCCACCCAUCCACCUACCUGAGUACCUCUCUCUUCUUAUCCAUUUCAAUCUCCUAUAUUAUAAUAUAACCACAAAUUCCUAUCCCCUCUCUCUCUCUCUCUUCCUCUUUCUCUCUAUCUUUUAUAGAUGCAUAACAGUGGCUUUACGGAAAAAUAAAUAAAUAAAUAAAAUUAGAAACAGAACAACAACAACAAAGCAGAGCACAACUUACAACUUGCAAGUUGCAACUGAGGGAGAUAAACCUUCCUUGAAGAAGCUUGAGAGCGGUGGCUUAGCCGGUCUUGGGCAAAGUCAGGCCUGCAUUAAUGAUCGAUUUCAUGCUUCUCUAUGCAACCUAUACAAGAUCGAUGCCGUAGGGAGAUGGGUUUGGGUUUGAUUGAGGAUUUGGAUUUGGUCCGAUUCAGGGUUUUUGUUUACAGAUUGUUGUCUCCUCAAGUUCACCCCUCAAAAAAAAUCGUGAGGCCAAAGGGUUGGUUGUAUGGAUGCGAGUAGCAGUAGUAGGGGUAUUCUGUACUUUCUGAAUGUCUCUCGAUGCAUAUCAUCUUCCUGUACCUUUAAUUUCAUGUUGUUAAUGAAAUUUUUCUUUGCUGAUUAAAAAAAAAAGUUGAAGGUUGAACACUGAAGUUAACUCCACACAGCCCAAAGAAAGAUUUGCAUGUUCUCUGCACCAAUUUCAGCCGUACCGGCGAUGGCAAAUGUGUAUCGGAACUAUAUCGCUGACGUAUCGGAUUCAGGCCGAUACGUAUCGGGAAUCGGCCGUUACGGACGUGAAAUUCAUUCUCACCGGUAUACCGGUACACACAUCAAUCAAAGAGCUCUUCGAUAGCUCGAUCAAAAAUGGAGGCAACUGCAGUGGAGCAAUGACAUGCCCAGUGCAUAAAGGUUCCAAAGGUGUACAGGGAACGUUGACAUUUUCAUACAGGUUUGGAGACAGAAUAACUGUCAAAAGACCUUCCAAGUGGAAGAAGUUACUGCAAUUUGGAGCUGUUGUGUUGCUACGAUUGGCACUUAGUUCAGUGGAUAUGGAGAUUGAAGAAAUCCCCAUCUUCACUGAUCCUGAUGUCAUUGAAUGAAUUGCAGAAAUAAACACCACAUAUACAUACAUACAUAUAUAUAUAUAUAUAUAUGGGUGUCAAUCUAAUCUCAAGGAUUUGAGUGCUACUGUUAAAGAGAAAGUGGCCCUGUGGGCCAAGUCCAACCUUCCAGGCUUCUCUUACUCAAGGCAUGAUAUUGUUCACAACCUAAUUCAAAUCUUAUUCUGCUGUUAAGUGUGUUCGUCUCUGUA